Molecule: messenger RNA, 1119 nt
Organism: Schizosaccharomyces octosporus yFS286
Lineage: Eukaryota; Fungi; Ascomycota; Schizosaccharomycetes; Schizosaccharomycetales; Schizosaccharomycetaceae
Product: niemann-Pick disease type C2 protein hE1
Exons: 1
Coding region: 368-925 (185 amino acids)
Biological process (GO): intracellular sterol transport
Molecular function (GO): sterol binding
Source: RefSeq, a predicted model, not a curated record
AUUAAUCAUUUACGAACUUGCCAUCUACCACCAUUAUAUUUCAUACAACCCAUUGAGGAAUUUUUAAAGGGUAUCUUUUCAAGAGAUCUAUUUGAAUAUAAACAGAAUAUUAAUAGAAAACUUGAUCAGUAGAUAGCUGUUAAAGAAUUUGUCUUCCGGCUUAGAAUAAACGUUCCGACACUCAUAUCUAAUACGGUUCUUCGUCUACAUAAACGACAGAUUUUCUUGCUUUUUCUCUUUAUUUGUAUUUAGGAAAAAGCUGUAGAGUUAGAAGGAAUUUCUUUUUCUUAUUUUCUCUACUCCAAAUUACGUAUUCUACGUUGCUCGAUUCUCCUGUUUUCAGAUUUCCUUUUCGUUUCCUGCCAAAAUGAAGUUGUUUGGUGCUAUUUUUCUAGUUAGCUUUUUCCCUUAUUUCAUUACAGCCAGUUCUUGGUUUUCCUCAUCAAAGUUUAAUCCAGUCGAUGAGGAUUUGACCGUUAAAGGAAACAAGAUUCCUGGAGCUAAUCCCGCUAGCUAUUGCUCGGAUUGGGACCGUGGAAACGACCAUGUUACAAUUGACUACAUUAAUCUUCUUCCAAAUCCUCCUAAAGCCGGUAAAAACCUUACAAUCCAGGGCCAAGUGGACGUUGGCACGACGGUCCUCAAUGGAAGCUAUGUUGAAAUCGUCGUCAAAUAUGGAUUUGUCCCUAUUGUAAGAGAGCGUCUGGAUAUUUGUGAACAAGCGUAUGAAUUGGCGGCUGUUGAAUGCCCAGUAGAAGCUGGUGUCAUUAAGAAAGAAGCCACUAUUCCAUUACCUUGGGCUAUUCCUCCAGGACGUUAUUAUGUUGUUGCCAAGGCUUACAAUGCUAACGAUGAACAACUUACCUGUGUUUCAGCUACAGUUUCCUUCAGUCAUUUCGGCUUCCAGUUGAUUGAUCAGGACUAGGUUUCGGGCAUUUCAAAGGGUUUCCAAUAUUUAUGACUUUAAACCUUUCAAAACUUAUAAUGUUUGAUGCUUUGAUGUAUCCGUUCCGUUCUUCAUUACGUUUGCUUAUUUUUAUGGUUAUAUAUAUAUUCUAUUUGCGCACAACUUACUUCAAUACUACUUUCAGUAUUUAAUGAAUUCUCUUUUUCUUGAUA